Notolabrus celidotus (New Zealand spotty) is the source of this 1302-nucleotide messenger RNA. RefSeq lists its product as uncharacterized. The transcript has 7 exons. The record is from RefSeq and is a predicted model, not a curated record. The coding region runs from base 308 to 1129 and encodes 273 amino acids. NCBI's taxonomy places the organism in Eukaryota, Metazoa, Chordata, Actinopteri, Labriformes, Labridae. Gene Ontology annotation, molecular function: protein binding.
UGCAACAGUAUUCCUACCUCUCCUGUGUGACACACCUGAACAAUGUUGCCAGGCAACCAGCAGUUUAGUGCGCGAGCGGGCGGUCUCUGUCCUGCAGAUGCAGCAGUGGGCUCACACGCUCACUCCGGUCAGUGCCCGACUCUGAAGCCAACCGAACCGAACAGCACGGUAAACUUUCUCCUGGUGAACAUUUAGUGGACCUAGUGGGCUCCAUGGGUAACAACAACAGCUUCUCAGGGCCUAACCGAGCCAUUUACAAAGUGUUAAUAAAAAAGGCCAGGAGAAUUUAUCACAAGACAACUGGGACAUGUCAGAAAGCUCUUCAGGUGUGAACACUCUCAGUGGCAGUUUCCCCAAAUCACACUCCUCCCAGUGCUCUGAACUCAGGGUUACACACACACCCCUCUCUGUGGACCAGAGUCCUGAUUCUGGACUUGUAUCUACACCUCUUCCAUCCAGUCGUUACCGGUUUGUGUCAUGGCAUCGCCUGGAGCAGUGUGAUGUCACAGGUGACCAGCUGACGUGCCCGAGGGUCAGAGAAGGGCCAACAGAGGAAGAGCUGUUUGAAAGAGAGGGGGGUAACUUAUGUUUGGAGCGAGGGAGGAAAAGAAGAGAGGAGGAAGGACAAAGAUGGGAGGAGAGGCUUCAGGAAAAUUGGGAAAACUGUCUGGAGUUGAACCUGUCCUAUCAGAACUUGGGUGACCCCUUUCAGCAGGAGAACUUCCUACGAAUCCUCCGACGGUCGAUCCGUGUGGAGAAGCUACAACUGGUUGACAACUCUCUUACCAACCUGAGUUCUGUGCGUCUGCCAAGGUGUAGAAUGCUAAACCUGCAGCGUAACCGCCUGGUUUGUCUGCGCCAGCUGCCAAAGCUCCCGGCCAUUGAGCACCUUUGUCUCUCUGAGAAUGCCAUCAGCUCCUUGGGGGGACUGGGUACUCUGGGGAACAGCCCUCUCCGCUCCCUUAACCUCAUCCACAACCCAGUGACCUUCACUCAGGACUACCGUGCACGAGUUUUCCAAUGUUUGCCAAAGCUGGAGAUCCUGGAUGGAAUCCCCAAACUGCCUGAAGACUGUCUGCCUACCCGACUACAUUUCCCAGAAACCAGCUGGAUGUGCAACAUUUUGUGACAAUCCUACGUGGUUACCUGUGCAAAUGGGUGUUACCCCAAAUCUCCUCCUACACUUGAAGUUAUGACAAGACUGAAGCAAAAUUGAUGUUGUAACAAUCCUGUUUAUUAUUAAUGUCUUCUCAAUAGAGGUUUUUUCACAUGAACAUACUUUGAUACUAAAUAAUAAUAGUU